AUGUACCGCGGCCACGCCGCCACGCUGGCCAAGAUCGCGCCCGCCUCCGCCGUGCAGUUCGCAAUGAUGAGCGUGGCGGGGGGCGUGCCUGGCAACCUCUGGCAGGCCGGAGUUGGCAUCGCCCGCACCCAGGGCCUGGGGGGCCUCUACCGCGGGUUUGGGGCCACACUCUUCAGCGACAGCCUGGGCUCGGCCCUAGGGUUCACCCUGUACGAGGCGUACACCAGGCUCUGGCGCAAGUUGCAAGGGUCGGACGCUUCUCCCCAGGUCAGGGGCCUUCUGGGCGCGGCGUCGGCGGCCACCGUCAUGACGCUGACCAUGCCCAUGGAGGUGGUGAGGCGCAGGCUCCAGGCCCAGGGGGUACCAGGCAGGCCGGUCCUGUACAGGGGCGCCCUGCACUGCGCCCGGUGCAUAGCAAGGAAGGAGGGCACCGGGGCGUUCUACGUGGCCGCUCUGCCGGGGUAUCUCAAGGCUGCCCCCUCCAUAGGGGGCAUGUAUUUCCUGUAUGAAUUAAUGAUGCGUCGCUUCUCUGCGCUGGAGGCCUCUCAGGCGGCACAUGCAGCUGAUGCCGGAGCCAACUGGUAG
Messenger RNA from Auxenochlorella protothecoides, 585 nucleotides. RefSeq names its product Mitochondrial substrate carrier family protein B. The transcript is spliced from 5 exons. The record is from RefSeq and is a predicted model, not a curated record. NCBI's taxonomy places the organism in Eukaryota, Viridiplantae, Chlorophyta, Trebouxiophyceae, Chlorellales, Chlorellaceae. The coding region runs from base 1 to 585 and encodes 194 amino acids.